Messenger RNA from Myotis myotis, 746 nucleotides. RefSeq names its product signal peptidase complex subunit 1. Gene Ontology annotation, biological process: protein targeting to ER. Gene Ontology annotation, cellular component: endoplasmic reticulum membrane; signal peptidase complex. The record is from RefSeq and is a predicted model, not a curated record. The coding region runs from base 1 to 504 and encodes 167 amino acids. NCBI's taxonomy places the organism in Eukaryota, Metazoa, Chordata, Mammalia, Chiroptera, Vespertilionidae. The transcript is spliced from 2 exons.
AUGGUGAGCUUUACAAACUCGGAGACCAAAACUGUGGCCAUCGCUCCACCCGGCUCGAGAGGCUCGCAGCGCCGUGCCCGGGACCAGUCCCCAAAGUGUACGGCCCCUGAGUCGCAGCUGCCUUCGCCUCGCUCCCGGACGCCCUUGCCUCGCUGCCGAACGCCAGCAUUCUGCUGCCCGCGUCCUCAGCCAGCCAUGCUGGAGCAACUGAGCUCGCUGCCCACGCAAAUGGAUUACAAGGGCCAGAAGCUAGCUGAACAGAUGUUUCAGGGAAUUAUUCUUUUUUCAGCAAUAGUUGGAUUUAUCUACGGGUACGUGGCUGAACAGUUUGGGUGGACUGUCUAUAUAGUUAUGGCUGGAUUUGUUUUUUCGUGUUUGCUGACACUUUCUCCAUGGCCCAUUUAUCGCCGGCACCCCCUCAAGUGGUUACCAGUUCAAGACUCAGGCACAGAAGACAAGAAACCAGGGGAAAGGAAAGUUAAAAGGCAUGCUAAAAAUAAUUGAUUGGGGUUUACAUGAUUCAGCUCUAUUAUUGCACCUGCUUUUGUAUCCUGUGAGAUGAGCUAAAGUUUCACAACCAAAACACUAGCUAAAAACCACCUAUGCUCCUACGGUACAGCUGUUAAAGAUUUUUUUCUCUUUAUAUUUCACUUCUCGGUUGGGCUUUGACUUGUACAUAGUUUAGACCUCUUCAGAGUUUCUCUGAAAUGGAGAACAGAAAAUACAAGUAUGCAAAGUUUCUUUCA